AAGACAUGAGCAGAGUUUACUUCUGUCGUUUGUUGCUAGUAAUGUCGCCAGUGGCCGCUCCAUACCUUCAUUUUGACGACUGGCUUUGUUGUGUGUUUUGAAUGCGGCUGUUUGUGACUCACAUUAAAUCUUUCCAAGCAAAACCACAUGAUACGUUUCGUCCCGAGACUUAAAGAGCAGCCGAGAUUUUGGGCAACAGUGAAGAGAGGUAACCAUCAUCAUCAUCAUGCUGCUGGGGUUGUUCUGUCUCAUUUUGGCAUCCUGUUGCACCGGGGAGUCAAAGAGAAGAAAUGUCCUUCUAAUAAUUGCUGAUGAUGCAGGUUUUGAGACGGAGGUGUACAACAACUCUGUGGUCCACACCCCCCACCUGCACUCCCUGGCCCAGCGCAGCCUGGUGUUCAGCAACGCCUUCACGUCUGUCAGCAGCUGCUCCCCCAGCCGUUCCACCAUCCUCACUGGCCUGCCGCAGCAUCAGAAUGGCAUGUAUGGGCUUCACCAGGGAGUGCAUCACUUUAACUCGUUUGACGGUGUACAAAGUCUGCCGCUGCUCCUCAGCCAGGCCAACAUACACACAGGUAUAAUUGGGAAGAAGCACGUCGGUCCUGGAUCUGUAUACCCUUUUGAUUUUGCCUACACAGAGGAGAACAGCUCUGUCCUUCAGGUGGGGAGGAACAUCACCCGCAUCAAACUCCUGGUCCGCAAGUUUUUCCAGACCCAUAAAGAGGAAGCCAUUGAGCAAAGGCGAAAGAAAGAAGAGAAUAAAAACGACAGUGAUGAUAACAGAGAUGAAGAGAGGCCGUUUUUCCUCUAUGUUGCCUUUCAUGACACCCACCGAUGUGGACACUCACAGCCCCAGUAUGGAGCUUUCUGUGAGAAGUUUGGGAAUGGUGAAAUGGGAAUGGGAAGAAUACCUGACUGGACACCAGUAUAUUACACACCAGAUCAAGUAAAGGUUCCUCCCUUUGUGCCAGACACACCUGCAGCACGAGCAGACUUGGCUGCACAGUACACCACAGUGAGCAGGCUGGAUCAGGGUAUUGGAUUAGUUCUUCAGGAGCUCAGAGAUGCCGGUUAUGAGAACGACACUCUGGUCAUCUACAGCUCAGAUAACGGCAUCCCCUUCCCUAACGGCAGAACCAACCUGUAUCGCUCCGGGACAGCUGAACCCAUGCUGGUGUCCUCUCCUGAGCACAGGGAGCGAUGGGGAGACACCAGCCAGGCCUACGUCAGUCUUUUAGACAUUACUCCCACCAUUCUGGACUGGUUCUCUGUUCCCUACCCAUCCUACAGCCUCCCUGGCAGCCCCGCCACCCCGGUCCACCUCACUGGUCGCUCCUUACUGCCUGCUCUGGUCUCUGAGCCCAGCCACUGGCACACUGUCUACGCCAGCCAGUCCCUCCACGAGGUGACCAUGUACUACCCAACCCGCUCUGUCCACCAGGGGGCGUACCACCUCCUCCACAACCUACACUACCGCAUGCCGUUCCCCAUCGACCAGGACGUGUAUGUGUCACCCACCUUCCAGGACCUGCUAAACCGCACCAGACUGAGUCAGCCGACACACUGGUUCAAAAACCUGGAGCAGUAUUACUACAGAGACCGCUGGGAGCUGUUUGACUCCAGGGCAGACCCACUGGAAACAAAGAACCUGGUAUCAGACCCAUCCUACAGUGCUGUGCUGGAGAGCCUGAGGCAGAGUCUGCAGAAGUGGCAGUGGGAGACAGGAGACCCCUGGGUCUGUGGACCAGACUAUGUCCUGGAGGACAAACUUGAGCCGCACUGCAGACCACUCUACAAUGGACUCUAAUGGUACUUUCACUCUUCCUGAUUGACAUGAUGUCCACAUACAAGAACGUAGGAUAAGAUAAAUGAUGUCUUUUUGUAUAUAUAUUUUUAUAUGUCAGUGCUGCUUUUAAAACUCAAUAAAUAAAAUUGAAGUUGCCUUAA
Lates calcarifer (barramundi perch) is the source of this 1947-nucleotide messenger RNA. It is a transcript of the gene sgsh, whose product is annotated as N-sulfoglucosamine sulfohydrolase (sulfamidase). Gene Ontology annotation, molecular function: N-sulfoglucosamine sulfohydrolase activity. The record is from RefSeq and is a predicted model, not a curated record. Bases 227 to 1807 code for a protein of 526 amino acids. NCBI's taxonomy places the organism in Eukaryota, Metazoa, Chordata, Actinopteri, Centropomidae. The transcript has 9 exons. Gene Ontology annotation, biological process: heparan sulfate proteoglycan catabolic process; glycosaminoglycan catabolic process.